AAAUAGUUUUGAUUUUCACGGGAACACAAAGUGAUGUGAACUGUUAUCGUGAAAGGGUAAAUCGGGAAUUCCAUUUUUCCGUAAGCUUCUCGAAUCCAAAACUCGAAACCCUAAUCUAACACUAACAUUGGCAGCAGGUAUACACACAUAUCAAUCCUCUCCACAGGAUUGAAUCAUCACCCACAUCUUCUUCUUCUUCUUCGUCUCGUAAUUUGAUUAUUGAAUUGAAUCUACUACUACAUAUUUUCUAUAUAUUUAUUUUCUUUUUGAUGCCGAUACGAGAUGCCUCCGAAGCAAUCAAAAGCUGAUGUAGCGAAGAAGCAGAAGGUUGUAGAAGACAAAACUUUCGGUCUCAAGAACAAAAACAAAAGCAAAGCUGUACAGAAAUAUGUUCAGAAUCUCAAAUCAUCUGUGCAGCCCAAAAUCGACCCCAAAGUCGAUGCAAAGAAAAAGAAGGAGGAAGAGAAGGCCAAGGAGAAGGAGCUGAAUGAUUUGUUCAAAAUUGCUGUUAGUCAGCCUAAAGUCCCACCAGGUGUUGAUCCCAAGUCUAUAUUAUGUGAGUUUUUUAAAGUGGGGCAGUGUGCUAAGGGUUUCAAAUGCAAAUUUUCCCAUGAUUUGAAUGUUCAGAGGAAAGGGGAAAAGAUUGACAUAUAUAGUGAUAAGCGUGACGAUGAAACAAUGGAGGAAUGGGAUCAAGAGACAUUGGAGAAAGUGGUGGAGUCGAAGAAAAAUGAGUAUAAUCAGAACAAACCAACUGACAUUGUUUGUAAACACUUUUUGGAUGCGGUAGAGAGGAAGCAAUAUGGUUGGUUUUGGCAAUGCCCCAAUGGUGGUAAGAAUUGUCACUAUAGACAUGCACUUCCACCUGGGUAUGUUUUAAAAUCCCAAAUGAAGGCUUUGUUAGAGGAAGAAUCUGAUAAAAUGCCAAUUGAAGAGGAAAUUGAAAAGCAGCGGGCCCAAGUGAAAACUACAACUCCCAUGACUCCUGAGUUGUUCAUGCAAUGGAAGAAGAAAAAGUUGGACGAGAGAGAUGCCAGUUUGGCUGCCCAACAGGCAGAGAGGGCUAAGAAUGACCGUAUGAGUGGUCGUGAGCUGUUUUUGUCGGAUGCUAGCUUGUUUGUGGAUGAUGCGGAAGCAUAUGACAAGUACCAAAGAGAACCAGAACCUGAUGAAACUGAACAGAAUGGGAAUGGGAGUGCUGCUAAUAAUGGUCCCAGCACCUCAGCAGCAGGUGGUGCUGAUGAUGAAGUUCCUGAUGACAUUGAUGACGAUGAAUUGGACUUGGAUGAGUUAAAUGAACUGGAAGCUAGUCUAGCCAAGACAUCAAUUCAAAUUAAUGAACCAGGAGCUGAAGCUUAAUCUUGAAAAUUUAUCUCAACCAUGAUGUGAUAUUUUUAUGCCUCUGCUUAACAAUCUAUCAUUUGCUUCUAGCCACAGGCAUUCCGCAUUUAAGGAAGUUUUUCAUAUGAAGCCUUUGAUGAUAAUGAAAUCACUAUUUACAGCAUUGCAUUUGGUAUGAACGAUGACAGUUUUUGUACGAUUCAGUUUUCUGUACUUAGGUCCCUCAUUGGACCCGUGACUAUGACAAACUUUUUGUUGUUCUAAUGUGGGUAGUCUUUGUACAGACUGUACCUAAUUUUUGUUAUUUGAGUUUCCCCUACUUUGCAAUGGCUUA
This is a messenger RNA of Trifolium pratense (red clover), 1675 nucleotides long. Its product is annotated as zinc finger CCCH domain-containing protein 11. Gene Ontology annotation, cellular component: cytosol. The record is from RefSeq and is a predicted model, not a curated record. Gene Ontology annotation, molecular function: metal ion binding; mRNA binding. The coding region runs from base 283 to 1359 and encodes 358 amino acids. The transcript is spliced from 8 exons. Gene Ontology annotation, biological process: cytoplasmic translation. NCBI's taxonomy places the organism in Eukaryota, Viridiplantae, Streptophyta, Magnoliopsida, Fabales, Fabaceae.